AUGAGUAUGCAAAAUCAACUCCCAGUUAUUCAUAACCCAUUAGUUAUACCUGAAAUUCUUGAAAAUAUAUUCAGAUACCUUCCUACAAUGGCAUUGGUUAGAGUAACCCAUGUUAGUAAACUAUGGAGAUUAGAGGCCAGAAAUAAACUUUAUCAAAAUCAGAAUGAAAUUAUAUAUGAUUUCCAUAAGUGGUUCUUGAACACAUUCAGGCUUAAGGAUACG
This is a messenger RNA of Entrophospora candida, 222 nucleotides long. The record is from the annotation of a GenBank genome assembly. NCBI's taxonomy places the organism in Eukaryota, Fungi, Glomeromycota, Glomeromycetes, Entrophosporales, Entrophosporaceae.